CUGGCAACCUAGAUUUGGCAUGCGUAAUGCGCACUAAACAAAAUAAAAGGAUAAAAAUAAUUGCAAGAUGGCCGAGUCCCGAGAUCAAGUUCUAAUAGAUUUUCAGAGUGUAACUGGAAUUGAUGAUUUUGAUUUGUGCACAAACAUACUCACACAGCAUGACUGGAAUUUAGAGAGAGCUGUUAAUAGCAUAAUGGGAUUUGGCCCAUCUGAUGGUGGAGGCUUUCCCCCUGAUGAAAUAGGACCCUCUCCUGCUGAGGAAAAUUUUGAUGAAUCAACACUGAACCCUAUCUUGGGGCAAGGAUCCGACAGGUUUAUUGAAGGCCUUGGGGUGCAUUUACGUCCUCCUGAUCAUGGUGCCUCUGAUAUGGCAUCAGGACCAUCCUAUAGUUCAUCACCACUGAACUUUGCUGGGCGAAUGAUUCAUUUCAAUGUUGAAUACAGGGAUAAAAACACUACAGUUGUGUUACCUGAUAAUGAAACUGUAGGUAAAAUAAAAGAGAUACUAGAGACUGAACUUGGUAUACCUAGAGCUAAACAGGAAUUGAAAGGUCUAGUCAAGCGCAAAGUUGAUGACUCAACUUUGCUGAGAGAUUUGCACCUUCCAAGAGAAAAUUCCCUGUAUCUGCUAACGCCUCAGAUCACAAACCCUACAGUAAAUAAAACACAGAAUCAAGAUGGUGAAGGAACCUCUCAUGGAUUAGAAGGUGAUAGAGAAUAUUUGCUAAAAAUAACAUACAGAGAUGAUACAAAGUACAGAAAUUUUCCAUUAAAAUUUAACUGCAGUAAAACUGUGGGAGAUGUAAAGCAAAGCCUUAUGACAUUAACAGAUAUACCUGUUAGGUUUCAAAUUUGGAGUGGGUGGACAAAGGAAGUCACAGACCAGGAUAAACUAUUUGAUUGCUGUCUAAAUUACCCAACCCAUGAACUGGAAAUGACAAAGUCAGAAUAUUCAUCUACAACCUGUAAACCUGCUGACACAGAGGAGAUGGAGGUAGACAGUGAUGAAGAGGAAGACACAGGUUUAGAAAACUAUUCACUAGAUGAUGAUCUGUUCUCUCAAGAAGAACCAAAGUCAUCGAGGCGUGUUGAACCACUUAUGCCAGAUGGUGUUGGAGACGACAAGUCAGCCCUGGAACAUUUCACUAGAGAGUUUACCCAUAGAUAUGGCGAAUGCCACCCCCAUUUUUACAUCGGUAGCCUUGAUGAUGCUAUUCAGGAAUCUCUUGUUGUCAGAGCAACUGAUCGCAAGCUUUUAGCUGUCUACCUCCAUCAUGACAGCAGCAUUUUCUCCAAUGUGUUUUGUUCCCAAUUGCUUUGUGCUGAGGGAAUAGUGAACUAUUUGAGUGUACAUUUCAUUACCUGGGCCUGGGAUUUAACUUCUACUGAGAAUUCAGCCAAGUUUCUACAGGCUGCCACACGCCACUUUGGUAGUGUGGCUGCAACACAAAUGAGAAGCUACAACCCAGACCAGUUGCCUUCUCUUCUUCUUAUCUCUCGAGCCAAAGCAACCAAUGAAGUAAUUGAUGUCAUACAAGGUCAUGUGACACUUGAUGAGAUGAUGACACGGCUUAUACAUGCAGUAGAAGUCUUUCAAGGACAGAAGCAUGCUGAUAUUAAUGAAGAGAAAGAAAGAGAAGCCAGGGAAAGAAUUAAGCAAGAGCAGGAUGCAGCAUAUCAAGAAUCAUUGGCAGCAGACAGAAAAAAGGCUGAAGCUCAAAAAGUGGAAGAUGAUAAACGCAGAGAAGAACAAGAACGACUGAUAGAAGAGCAAAAGAAAGUUGAAAAUCAGAAAAAGGAAGAACAACAAAUCAAAGAGGCCAUCAGCAAAUCAAUAGCAACAUCAGUACCAGUUGAACCACCUGAAAAUAGUCCAGGUCGCAUUUGUUCUUUGAGAUUUCGGGUUGCAAGAAGUGAAAUAAUCACUCGAAGAUUUUUAGCAGAAAAUACUCUUGAGGAUCUACUUAACUUCCUCACUGCCAAAGGAUAUCACACAGAAGACUAUAAAGUCAUUACGACUUAUCCUCGAAGAGAUAUUUCCAAUUUGGAUAAAUCAUCAACCCUGGAGACUCUAAAAUUAUAUCCUCAAGAAACUCUUAUAUUGGAAGAACGGUAGUUCUAAAAAUAGACAUCUGUUUUCCUCAAAGGACGGUGCUUAUUGUGUGUGCCAGCAUGCGUGGUUGAAGUCUGCCAUCUUUGUGUACAGGAAUGACAUACUUGUAUGAUAUUAUCAUAAGCAAUGUUAUAUAGCAUCAUCAUCUCUAUAGAGAUCUCAGAAAUUUUGUAGAGCAUCAGAGUACAUCUUUACUGCAUUACAGUAUAAAAGGAAAUAACAUGUUAGGAAUGAAAACUUGUACUUCUAUUUGUCAUCAGAAGAUUUCAGAGCAGAUUUGAUUACAUGCUUGUAAUCAACUCCAAAGUUUUAAUUGGAGAACCAAAACUGAAUAAAAAUGAUUUAUUAAGAUGAAUAAUUUGCUUUAUAUUUUUCAAAAAUGUUUUAAUUCUGUUGUUUUAUUUAAAUAUUUUAUAUUAGGCAUAGAUCUAGAAGUAAAAGCAUUUAAUUGUUGCUUAACUGCCAAAUAAGUUGUUUUAUUAUGCAUGGUUUUUUUUAUACAUGCUAAAAAAAUUUAUAAAUUCUUCCAUUACUAGUUGAGUGUUUUUAAUUAUUUUUUAGUUUAUGACUUUUAAAAAAAAAACAAGUCUCUGAUUGUUGUAUCUACUUUUUAAAGAAUACAAUGGCUCAUAUUGUGUGAAUACCUCAGGUAUGAUAGUCAUGUAAAUAUUAUUUAUGCUUUUAAUAGAAAUACUUAUUUCCCUCCAUUUCAAAUGGUUCACUGUAUCAUACGUGUACAUAAAUGGCCAGGAUAGCUAAACAAAGGGCUACCAUCAAGGCAAAAGUGUAGAUGUGUACUUGUAUAGCAUUCAUUCUGCUUCAUUUGCCCGCUUGUAAUAGAAUCCCAACAAACAAGCCUGGCUUUCAUAUUGUGAUAAGUGUUAAUAUUUUGUAAAGUAAUAUUCAAAUAAUGCAGUGAUAUCAGAUUUUAACAUUGUCAAAUAAAGUUGUACAACAAUAGAAUGAA
Physella acuta is the source of this 3080-nucleotide messenger RNA. Its product is annotated as FAS-associated factor 1. Gene Ontology annotation, molecular function: ubiquitin binding. Gene Ontology annotation, biological process: ERAD pathway. Gene Ontology annotation, cellular component: endoplasmic reticulum; nucleus. NCBI's taxonomy places the organism in Eukaryota, Metazoa, Mollusca, Gastropoda, Physidae. The record is from RefSeq and is a predicted model, not a curated record.